GAAACACAAUCCUCCACUGUGAACAUAUCCAAGCUACUUCCGGUCAACUCUGUAGUUUUUACAGCACAUGCCGUGGAUAACGACCUUGAAGGUAAGUUUGAUUUAUAGGGGAACAUGAUCGUGCAGGUAAAAGGCGGGAGAAGGGGUCAUGACCGUGCAGGUAAGACGUUUGUUUCUCAACCAGUUGGACACACGAGGACAUCGAAUGUUCCCCCGGCAUCAGAUUUUAGUGACUUGUGGACCGUUUAGGCGAUACCUUUGGGUAUCAUUUCAUUUAUUUGUUUAUUUAGGCCUAUUUGAUUGAUGUUUAGCUACGUGUUAAAGACUUCGUCAUUUUAAUUUUAUAGCGUUCAGGUGUAUACUGGUUGAGAAAACCGCAAUACCGAAGUAAACCACCACUCUUCACCAGAUUCGACGUCGCUCUUGAUUGUUUCUUAUUACCGAAAUUAGGAAGUAGACUUGUCUUCCUGUAUGGGUUUAUAUGUAAUUAUGUUUUCUCCAUACACACAGUUUUAUUAUGUGAAUACCUCUGAGUAUUCCUUACUUACAGCUGUUCUCCACUACGACAUAAUUGAUCCAUCGAGAAGGUUCAGGAUUAACUCCGAUACUGGGAUUUUAACAUUGAAGAUAUCACUGAAAAAUGCCGACGAUCUGGAGUUCAGCGUAGUGAUUGUAGUCAGCGAUGGCCUGAUGGAGAGCAAUAUGACCCUGGUGAUAAGUGUUUCCCAGAAAAACUUCUCCCCACCAGCGUUCAAACCAGAUGUGUACACCGUGGAGGUCAAAGAAACCGUGCCUCCAGGAACAUUCGUUGAAAUUGUUUUCGCCGAUGACGACGAAGGUGAUUGGAUAACGUACUAUAUCGAAGAAGGAAACGUCGAUGGUAUGUUCCAUAUCGACAGUGUGACUGGUGAAAUAAUGACCCGCUACCACUUGGACGUACAACUCAAUGCAAACUUUACUCUUAAAAUCGUUGCAAAGGAUGACCAUGAUGAUGAUAUGACUUCAAUGACUGGAAGGGCAACCGUUUACAUCACUGUUCUCCCCGUUAAUCAGCAUGCGCCGUCUUUCACUGAAGGGGAGAUAAUCCACGCGAGUAUUUUGGAGGAUGCAGCCAAAGGAACUGUGGUUCAGCUGCCGGAUGCCUAUGAUGAGGACGGUGACAACAUACAGUAUUCAUUACUUGGUAGCAGUGAUUUAUUUAGUGUAAAUCCACACGAUUCUGACCUCCACUUGCUCGAAGUCAUCGACAGGGAGACAACUCCAACCGUAGCCUUGACACUGGUUGCCAGUGACAAUGGAAACCCGCCCAAAAGUUCGCAUACUUCAGUAGUAAUAGACGUCUUGGAUGUGAAUGACAACCCACCUAUUCUUCAACAUUUAGAUGAUAUUAUAAAAGUCACCCAGUCGGCCAUACGUCUCAAAAUACCAGUACAUAAGGUUAUAGCUAUUGAUCCUGACUCUGGGAACAACGCCGCUCUGACGUAUUCUCUGACGAUGGACACCCCUCUUCUUCGUAUUGACGACAGUGGAGCCAUCUACUGUAAGGCUGAAUGUCUGACGUUAAAUGCUAGUAUCACUUUACCUAUUGUAAUAAACGUGCAGGAUAAAGGGCAUCCUCCACAGGGGACAAGUAACACCACAACACUUCACGUCAUUGUCUCUCCAGGAACAUCUGAUGUCAAUGUGACGGAGGAAGAUGCCUAUUCCUUGGAGCCAUCCCCAAGCGUUGCCUUUCAACGUGCGUUGUCUGGGCACAUCCCGUUUUCUGAGGAAACUCCGAUGCAUAGAUUUACAGCAGCUGAGUUGGACUUUACAGAGGUUAUAUCUUCUUUUGCUACCCCUAUGGAAGAAUUGACUCAAACAGCCGUCAGUCCAACAGCGUCCUUACCUCUCUUGUUUCAAACAACGUCGGCAAUCAUGGACCAGCCCACUGCAAUGCCAUCCGAGUCAACGUCUACUCAGUUAACAUCCACCAGGGCCUUGCCCACAGCGGCUUUACCACUAUCCAGUUAUAAAGAGAUUUGUCAAAGACCCAUCGACGCUGUCAUACGGGAUACCGCUGGAGUAUUUUUCUUUCAGGACAAUUACAUAUAUCGUGUGUUCGAGGGUAGACGGCUAGUGGUUAGAGGUUAUCCCAAGUCAAUCCGUCGGAUAUUCUCUGGUUGGCGGAAGCAGAAAAUCAGUGGACCAAUCAACGCAGCCGUACACUCAGAGGCUUCCGGGUACACAUAUUUAUUUAAGGAGGCUAAAAUUUGGGUGUUUUUGAUGUCCCGGUUGGUGGAAAUCGCAGAGCUGGAAUCACCUGUGGACCUUGUACUAGACGCCGCCAUAGAUUUACCAGGUGUUGGCAUAUUACUCAUCAAAGGUUCCGAUGUGUACAGAUUAACUGAUGAGGAAAAAUUUACACUCAGCGGACCGGAACCACUAGAAUCUCUACUUCCGGGUGCCCCUUUGCCGCUAGACGGUGCUUUCGUCAGUACAGACCAAAAGACAAUUCACCUUUUUUCAGGAGAUUUAGCUUAUGACUGGAAUGUUGAGGAUAAAACCCUAUCUGAAGAAUCCCCCAUCCAUAUAACUGAAUGGAUGGACUGUGAACUGUAGGGAAUCUGUCUGGAUAACGUGCGAGAGUUUUCGGCGACCGUUAUAUCUCUCCUAUGAUUCAUUCCGAAGUCAGUAAAAACUGAUAAAACAC
Messenger RNA from Liolophura sinensis, 2692 nucleotides. RefSeq names its product protocadherin Fat 4-like. Gene Ontology annotation, biological process: homophilic cell-cell adhesion. Gene Ontology annotation, cellular component: plasma membrane; cell-cell junction. The coding region runs from base 472 to 2601 and encodes 709 amino acids. The record is from RefSeq and is a predicted model, not a curated record. NCBI's taxonomy places the organism in Eukaryota, Metazoa, Mollusca, Polyplacophora, Chitonida, Chitonidae. Gene Ontology annotation, molecular function: calcium ion binding. The transcript is spliced from 9 exons.